Hypoxylon fragiforme is the source of this 2620-nucleotide messenger RNA. Its product is annotated as cysteine proteinase. Gene Ontology annotation, biological process: protein deubiquitination. The coding region runs from base 531 to 2474 and encodes 647 amino acids. Gene Ontology annotation, cellular component: cytosol; nucleus. Lineage: Eukaryota; Fungi; Ascomycota; Sordariomycetes; Xylariales; Hypoxylaceae. The record is from RefSeq and is a predicted model, not a curated record. Gene Ontology annotation, molecular function: cysteine-type endopeptidase activity; cysteine-type deubiquitinase activity. The transcript has a single exon.
ACAUUGAAAUCUUACAUAUUAGUUAAUAGUAACUAACUGCAGUGUGUAGCUUGCUCACAUUACAUACAUACCUACCUAAAUAGGGUAGUCACUAUGUAAUUCGAUUUAUUAGUUCAAUGCCGAAUGGCGAACAGCCUUAAUCCAUGCACGGUCUCCACAUAAAGUUAUUCUUCAAUUACUAUCCUUGCAAUUCUUCUUCCACUCUUGCCAAAUCUUUUCUACUGAGCGACUCCAAGCCUCUUACGAAAUAACUAUUACCACCCACCUUGUAAUCUUCAGCUAUCCAAAACCUUGGCCCUCUUCUUUGGGUAUCUACCUGAUAAUGAUCCCUAGUUGUAUACCAAUUAUCAACAUACCCUCCAGAAGCUUACUAUUCGUGUCCGCCACCCUCAUUGGUCAUCAAUUGCGAUUACCGCGACGUGACGUGACCCGGCGUGGCGCGGCGUUGCAGCUAGGGGACAAACGGAACGAAUUUGAUCAAAACCCCAAGGAACCCAAGGCAGGAAACUGAACAGCACAGUUACGCCAUCAUGCCUGAAAAACAACUUAACGUCGCUACUUACGCUGCAGGCGCUUCCCUGGCUGCCAUUACUCUCUUUUAUGUCUUCGCUCCCAACUUUUUCCUAGAUAGCGACCCCAACUCAACGCGCAAGAAAGGCGUGGUCGGCCUGUCGAAUCCCGCAAACGAUUGCUUCAUAAAUUCCGUCCUCCAAGCCCUCGCUGGACUCACAGAUCUCCGAAUCUACCUUAUUCGAGAAAACCAUCGAAGAAAUAUCGACGAGCCGUGGGUUUAUCAGGAAAUAGCGAAGGACACUACCUUCAAGAACACGCCUGAAUGGAAAACCCAGGGUCUGCAAGCAGGUAUCGUCACCAAGGGUCUUAAGGAUAUCCUCGACGCCCUCAACGAGCGACCUAUUUACAGGAAGACCAUUUCGGCUGCCCCCUUCAUUAGGGUUCUAGAGAGUGCUUUCAAACAACGGAUUAGCAGACAGCAACAAGAUGCCCAGGAGUUUCUGCAAGUGGUCGCUGAGCGGCUUUGUGAUGAAUAUCAUGCGGGAAAGAGGGCUCGACUAGCCGCCAAGAAAAAGGCUACCGUGGAGAUAACAGUAGAUGCGCUAGCACCAGUAGAUGGAGACGCCGUCGAGGAACGUUUAACAAAGCUAGCUAUCGAGGAAAAUGGUGUUGACGAUAGUGCGGAGUCGAAUGGAAGAAGGCUCACGGUAGACACGGGAGCAUCCACGUCAAAAUGCGAGGAUGAGGAGGGAUUUCCGAUGGAGGGCAAAUACGAAAGUCAAAUCGAGUGUCAACAGUGUGGCUUCAAGCCAAAACCAAUGGAGAGUACUUUCUGCACACUAACGUUAAAUGUGCCGCAAUCAAGCUCGACAUCACUCAACGCUUGCCUCGAUGGCUUUUUCAAGACUGAGUAUGUUGACGAUUUCAAGUGCGAGAAGUGCCGUCUUGUACACGCAAUAAGCUUACUGGAGGCACAACUAUCGCGAUCUCAUUCCGAGAGUUUCAAAGAAACCACUCGAGAAACGAUUGCGAAGCUACAACAUGCUAUCGAAAACGACCCCGAGAACCCACCACUGGAUAUUGAACUGCCGCCAAUGCGAGACGCCCCGACGUGCAAAAUUGCAAAGCACACGCGACUCACCGGUUUCCCUAAAAUCAUGGCUAUCCACCUUUCUAGAUCUAUCUACAACAGCAUCAUCUCCCAGAAAAACUCUGCCAAGGUCGCCUUUCCCGAGCAGCUACUAAUGGGCAGUCUAUUGAGCCGCAAGAAGUACAAGUUACUCGGUACAGUUACGCACAAAGGCAGUCAUCAUAGUGGCCACUAUGAGUCCUUCCGUCGACAGAACAUAUGCCUUCCAUUUUCCACGCCAAAUCCGUUUCAGGCUUCGGGUGUCUUCGCCAAAUCAGCCGCGUCAAGCCCAAUAUCGACCCCUCGGGUUGCUGCAAUACGGAAAUCAGAAGAUCCGAGCCCCGUAGCGUCUACUCCUGAUCUGAUACUGUCUUCGUCGGGAACUAGCUCGUCAAAUCUGUCAGUCGAAGUAUUACCUCGACCUUCGUCUGACUCGACGCCGCAAACCACAUCGUCUUCUAACGGCCAUACGUCGUCUCGUCGCAGCCCUACUUUCAUGCCCAAUAAGGAUCAUGAGUCGGAUUCUAUUAGCAUUCGGUCAGUUGCGGCUUCCGCUCGUUCGACAAUGUCACGGAUUUCACACUCAGCCAGGAAUAGUAGGCCAGGUAGCCCAGCUGGGAAAGCACCAGCUGAUCCGGCUGCGGAAAAUGAACAGGCCGCUACAUCCAAAAUGAAUAAGAUGAAAUCCAAACGCCGAAAACAAAAUGAUCGAUGGUGGCGCAUUAGUGACGAGAAAAUCAAAGAAGCCAAGACCAACGAAGUUUUGGGGAUGCAACGGGAGGUCUAUUUACUCUUUUACGAAUUGGAACGUGAGAGCCCGGCGGAAUCGUAGGAGGAUUUACACGGGGAUUUGGAAAGUAUCAUUCAACCAAUAGACUAUAAUCCUGAGACUGACGAUAAGGGGGAUCUUGAUCCUAAACGUCGAGCUGGGGAGGGGGUCUCCGCACGGAUUGGGGUAGCGGGCAGGGAAUCUAAAUC